Messenger RNA from Megalops cyprinoides (Indo-Pacific tarpon), 1760 nucleotides. RefSeq lists its product as uncharacterized. Bases 10 to 1647 code for a protein of 545 amino acids. Gene Ontology annotation, biological process: transmembrane transport. The transcript is spliced from 10 exons. Gene Ontology annotation, cellular component: membrane. The record is from RefSeq and is a predicted model, not a curated record. Gene Ontology annotation, molecular function: transmembrane transporter activity. Lineage: Eukaryota; Metazoa; Chordata; Actinopteri; Elopiformes; Megalopidae.
AAAAGAAGCAUGAACUUUGACGAUGUCCUCAGCCGUAUCGGCGGUUUCGGCAAGUUCCAGAAGACCCUGUACGUGUGGAUUUGCCUCCCGCAGAUCCUGCUGGCGUUCCACAUGUUGGUGUCUGUCUUCACCGGGGCUGUCCCCCCCCACCUCUGCCGGGCCGCCUGGCCCCCCGCUGCCAGGCCGGGCCCUAACCUCAGCUUCAGCCUGUCUGUCGGGCCUGAUGCCAGCCCUGACCUCUCCUGCGCGGCGCCGGAUACCCUGCCGGGGGUCAGGCUGAACCGGAGCGCCACGCUGGCCCUGACGGAAGGCUCCGCCAGCCGGGGCUGCCGCGGGGGGUGGGACUUCAGCAAGGAGGUCUUUCAGAGCACGGUGGCGACUGAGUGGAAUCUUGUGUGUGACAAUGCUAAGCUGAACAAUAUUGGCUCCUCGAUCUACAUGCUUGGUCUUCUGGUGGGAGCUGUGCUGUUUGGCGCAUUAGCAGAUAAAUACGGACGCAGAAUCAUCAUCUUGAUUGGUCUGGCCGUGCAGGCAACCUUCGGGGUCGGAGCCGCCUUUGCCCCAAACUUCUACGUCUAUGUCCUGCUGCGCUUCGUUGUCGGGACAACCAUCUCUGCAGUCAUCAUGAACGUGUUUGUCUUAGGUACGGAGUGGACAGGCAGGAAGCAGCGCAUGCUUGCGGGGAUCAUCACGGACUACUUCUUCGGCUUCGGGUACAUCCUCCUGGCAGGCGUGGCCUACUUCAUCCGCGACUGGCGUAAGCUGCAGCUGGCCAUUUCGGCUCCUGGCUUCCUCUUCAUCUUCUAUAUCUGGGUAUUACCCAAGUCUGCCCGCUGGCUAAUGGCCAAACAGAGAAAGAAGGAAGCCAUGGAUUUAAUCAGAAAAGCAGCGAUAGCCAACGGCAGGCCGCUGGCGGCUGAUUUUGAACUGUGCCAGGAACACAAGGACCUCAAGGACAAGGCAGAGGAGAACAAAUACUCAGUCAUCGAUCUCGUCCGCACCCCAAAGAUGAGGAAGCAGUCCUUAAUACUCUUCUACCUGUGGUUUGUCAACGUGCUGGUCUACUACGGCCUGUCCCUGAACAUCUCCGACUUUGGCAUAAACAUCUACCUCACCCAGCUGAUCUUCGGGCUGGUGGAGAUGCCGGCCCGAACCAUCACCCUCUUCACCCUGAAUCGCUCCAGGAGGAUCUCCAUGUUCUCCUUCAUAGCAGUGGGGGGCCUAGCCUGCCUGUUAACUAUUUUCAUUCCUGAUGAGCUGUCGGUCCUCAGGACUGUCCUGGCCAUGAUCGGGAAGUUUGGAAUCACUGCCUCCUUGUCCAUAGUGUACGUCUACUCAGCUGAGAUCUUCCCCACCGUAGUCAGGCAGAAUGGGAUUGGCAUGUCUUCCAUGUGUGCGCGAGCCGGGGGGGUCAUCGCCCCUGUCAUUUACCUCCUAAGGAGCUACAGCAAGGGGGCCCCCAUGGUCAUCUUCGGCCUGUGCCCCCUCCUGGGUGCCGGGCUCUCUCUGCUCCUGCCCGAAACGGCCAACAAGCCCCUGCCUGACACCAUCCAGGACGUGGAGCGGGGCAUGAGCAGCGUGGACACUGAGAAGAUGCAGGAGAUCCACUUUCAGCCAUGUCCAAGAAACUCUGAUGUAAUCAUCUGAAUGAUUGCUGACCAACAGAGCAGCUGAUUGCAUUGAUGCCAUCAGACCAAAGGCAUCGCUGCUUGCACUAAUUCAAAAAGACGUUCAUUUUGGUCAAUAUUUGGUCUCUCCAG